UCUUGCCUUCUGCUUCUCUCUUCUCGGCGUCGGAUCUUUUUAGAAAUGGCGAGAUGUGUGACUCCAGGAGCCGUCUCGAUGAUCCUCUCCAAUCCUUCUCCUGAAUCGCCCUCUGACGUGCCGGAGAUAAUCGUCCAGGUUCUCGAUCUGAAGCCCAUCGGAACCAGCAGCACGCGUUUCACAUUCAUGGCUACUGAUGGGGAGAUGAAGCUAAAAGCUAUGCUUCCAACUUAUUUAUCUACAGAAAUUCAAUCUGGAAAAUUGCAAAACCUUGGUCUCAUCCGUAUUGUGGAUUAUACCUGCAACUCCAUUCCUAAUCAACCUGAGAAGGCUUUAAUAGUGACAAAGUGUGAAGUAGUUUCUCCUGCUCUUGAGUUGGAAAUUAAAAGUGACGUGAAGAAAGAAAAACCUGAACUGACUUUAAAGCCUAAGCAAGAGGAACUUGUCAACAAUGAUGUGAAAAUAAAUGAGCCUGCUAUAGUAUUGAAGCCUAAACAAUCUACUGUGCCAAAAUCUGCAGCCCAGAUUGUGCAGGAGCAGCAUGCCAAUGUUGCUCCUGCUGCACGUCUUGCAAUAUCAAGAAGAGUGCAUCCUCUUGUUUCCUUAAAUCCUUACCAAGGUAAUUGGACCAUAAAGGUUCGACUCACCAAUAAAGGGAAUUUGAGAUCAUACAGGAAUGCUAAAGGAGAAGGCCAGGUUUUUAAUGUAGAAUUGACAGAUGAAGAUGGCACUCAAAUUCAGGCUACAAUGUUUAAUGAAGCGGCAGCUAAAUUCUAUCCAAAGUUUGAGUUGGGGAAGGUCUAUUACAUAUCAAAAGGGUUUCUCAGAGUUGCAAACAAGCAGUUCACAACUGUGAAUAAUGACUACGAGAUGAAUCUAAAUGAGAAUUCCAUAGUCGAAGAGGUAGAGGGGGAAACUUUUAUCCCUGAAACUAAAUACAAUUUUGUAAAGAUUGAUCAAUUGGGGUCAUAUGUGAAUGGGAAGGAGCUCAUAGAUUUGAUAGGUGUUGUUCAGAAUGUUUCAUCAACUAUGAGUAUCCGGAGGAAAAGCAACAAUGAUUUGAUUCCAAAACGGGAUUUUACUAUUGCAGAUGACUCGAACAAAACUGUUACUGUCUCCUUGUGGAAUGAUCUUGCUACAGAUGUCGGUCAGCAAUUGCUAGAUAUGGUUCCUACCUCACCAGUUGUAGCCAUAAAAUGCCUCAGAGUAGGAGAUUUUCAAGGUGUAUCUUUGUCAACUUUAAGUAGAAGUACAGUGACAAUAAACCCAGAUUUACCUGAAGCGAAGAAACUGAAGUCUUGGUAUGAUUCAGAAGGGAAAGGAGCUUCAAUGGCGUCCGUUGGAUCAAGCAUGAUCUCUUCCACCAAAAAUGGAUCGAGGUCAAUGUAUUCUGAUAGAGUUUUCCUUUCUCAUAUAACUGACAAUCAAAGUCUUGGUCAAGAUAAGCCUGCCUUCUUUAGCAUAAAUGUCUAUGUAAGCUUCAUUAAGCCUGACCAGACAAUGUGGUAUCGAGCAUGCAAUACUUGCAACAAGAAGGUUAUUGAAGCCGUUGGCUCUGGGUACUGGUGUGAAUCCUGCCAGAAAAAUGACGACGACAGCUCUUUAAGAUACAUAAUGGUGGUUAAGGUCACAGAUCCUUCGGGUGAAGCCUGGGUUUCAGUUUUCAAUGAGCAAGCUGAGAAAAUAGUUGGGUGCUCUGCUGAUGAGCUUAAUAGAAUAAGAACAGAGGAAGGAGAUGAAAAGUAUCAGCUCAAGCUGAAAGAAGCAACAUGGGUUCCACACUUGUUCCGGGUCAGUGUUGUGCAUACUGAGUAUAUGCACGAGAAGAGGCAGAGGAUUACGGUUAGAGCUCAAGCUCCAGUGGAUUGUUUGGCGGAGUCAAAAUACCUACUGGAAGAGAUAGAAAAGAUGUCGGUGUGCUAAUGGCAUGUGCGUUAUUUCUAAUUUGCAGCAGUUAGCGUUCUUUUUUGAGCAAAUCUCGUCACUUGGCAUUCCUUUCGGUUCCUCUCGUAAUAUUUAGUAAGCAUAUGUAAUUUAUGGUCCAACUUCCCUGUAAAGUUCUAACAACAUUAGUCAAGUAUUAAUUGCAGUCUAAUUUGCGUUUUGGGAAUUAUAAUGAAUUCUAAUCCAAAAAAUUAUUUUUUGAAAAA
Molecule: messenger RNA, 2150 nt
Organism: Zingiber officinale
Lineage: Eukaryota; Viridiplantae; Streptophyta; Magnoliopsida; Zingiberales; Zingiberaceae
Product: replication protein A 70 kDa DNA-binding subunit B-like
Exons: 12
Coding region: 46-1923 (625 amino acids)
Biological process (GO): nucleotide-excision repair; telomere maintenance via telomerase; meiotic cell cycle
Cellular component (GO): DNA replication factor A complex; nucleus
Molecular function (GO): damaged DNA binding; single-stranded telomeric DNA binding
Source: RefSeq, a predicted model, not a curated record